AUGGCCCGAGCUCAGAAGCCUGCGAGGAUGGCGCAGGAUACAAUGAUAACGAUAGCAUAUCCUCUCUCAACAAACGCUCUAUUUGGAAAGGCGUCCGUUCCAGGUGGACCACGUCGAAAAUUCCUACAGUUACAGACUCUACUAAAAACCCCUAUCUAUGGGGCGAAAAAACUCGUCCUCAACAGUCGACCCUAUUGGCCUGGUUUGAAGAGUCUAAAGGAGGAUGGAUUGGAAAAACUCGCACUCAUAGUUGGAUUCACUUUGCUCAAGGAUGAGUGUUCCUCGACUGCUCUCAAGUACAUACCAGCAGCAAGCUUUCCCAAGACCAGUUUCCAAGUGGAGCAUAUUCGAGAAGUCAACAUGCUCGACCAGUUUACCCGGAGCCUCCUCACGGGUGUUAAAGUAUCUGGUGAAAGGAUGAAGCAUACUUUUGACCCCCUAGCAAUUGUGGCCGGUUGGCACAAGUAUUAUGAUUCUUCAACUACCUCAACGACUCAAACCUACAUAAGGGGUUCAUUCACACAGGCCGGGCAGGAACUAUCCAAAGAGAUGUCUUAUGCCAGUCAAUAUAUCCCCGAGCUCAAGAAUAUUGACCUGGCAUGGGCGGAAUGGGAACCGGAUUUCUAUGCUGCAGCUGCGUCACACGCGACUAAUUGGCUGGCAAGUCGCUCAGGACUGAUUCAGCAGAAGUUCUCUAGUACUGGAUCACUGUCGAACCCUGCUGCCGUGAGACUCGUGUUAGAGGUUGCUUUAUUGGUUGCCCAGUCUCAUAGAAUCAAGUCUCCUGUGGCGCCCUAG
Sclerotinia sclerotiorum 1980 UF-70 is the source of this 798-nucleotide messenger RNA. RefSeq lists its product with no specific name. NCBI's taxonomy places the organism in Eukaryota, Fungi, Ascomycota, Leotiomycetes, Helotiales, Sclerotiniaceae. The record is from RefSeq and is a predicted model, not a curated record. The transcript is spliced from 4 exons. Bases 1 to 798 code for a protein of 265 amino acids.